GCCGGCGCCAUUGCAAGGAGCGGGGCGGCGCGGCCGGCGGGGACGGGGACGGAGCGGAGCCCAGGGAGAGCGGGCACCGGGCACGGCGGCGGGAGGGAGGCAUGCGGAGCGGGCAAUGUGCCGGCAGCCGGGAGGACUGCAACAUGCGAUUACAUAUGUGUUCCACGCCCUCACAAUGAAGUGUAACGCCAGUGUCAAUGGAGGUGGGAACAGCACGACCCACGUGGACAGUGGAGUCAAUAUUGUCGCGUCCGUCGCCAUCAUUGUGAUCACAUCGUUGGUCUUCCUGGGGAACCUGGUGAUCGUCGUAACUCUCUACAAGAAGUCUUAUCUGCUGACUCCGAGCAACAAGUUUGUCUUCAGUUUGACGCUCUCCAACCUUCUGCUCUCCGUCCUGGUGCUGCCUUUCGUUGUGGCGAGCUCGAUCAAGCAAGAAUGGGUCUUUGGGGUGGUGUGGUGCAGCUUCACCGCUCUCCUCUGCCUGCUCAUCAGCUCCGCCAGUAUGAUGACGCUCGGUGUCAUCGCAAUAGACCGGUACUACGCUGUUGUUUACCCGAUGGUAUAUCCUAUGAAAAUAACUGGAAACCGGGCAGUGCUAGUGAUUACCUACAUUUGGCUGCACUCUCUCAUCGGCUGCCUUCCUCCUCUCUUUGGCUGGUCGGCCUUCGAGUUUGACCAGUUCAAGUGGAUCUGCACGGCUGCCUGGCACAAAGGAGUGAGCUACACUGUCUUUUGGCAGAUAUGGUGCGGACUGCUGCCGUUCCUGGCCAUGGUCACUUGCUACGGGUUUAUAUUUCGCGUGGCCCGGCUGAAAGCACGGAAGGUUCACUGCGGAACUAUCGUCGUGGUGCAAGAGGGAACGGACAAGGACAGAAGAAAAAAUUCAAACUCCUCUACCUCGUCGUCGGGAAGCAGAAAGAACGGCAGCAAUAAUAUUGUCUACUCUGCCAAUCAGUGCAAAGCCCUGACGACUAUUGUGAUUGUGAUUGGAGCCUUUGUCGUCACGUGGGCCCCUUACAUGAUCAUCAUUAGCACCGAGGCACUUUAUGGUAUCGGUAGUGUGACUCCAGGGCUGGAGACACUGGUAACCUGGCUGUCUUUUACUAGCGCCAUAUGUCAUCCACUCAUCUAUGGCCUGUGGAACAAAACGGUACGCAAGGAGCUGCUAGGGAUGUGCUUUGGGGACAGAUACUACAGGGAUUCAUUUGUUCAGCGUCAGCGCACUUCCAGACUAUUCAGCAUCUCCAGUCGCAUCACAGAUUUGGGGCUGUCUCCUCAUCUCACAGCCCUGAUGGCUGGUGGACAAUCACUAGGUCACAGCAGCAGUACUGGGGACACAGGGUUUAGCUUCUCUCAGGACUCAGGAACUGAUGUCAUGUUAUUGGAAGAUUUCAAUUCAGAUGGAAGUCAUUAUUCGUACCACAAUAACUACCCCAACCCUAGGCGGCGGAGUUCCGCGACGAUUGGUGAGCUCCCAGAACCACAAGAGGAGGUUGACCAUUCUUCAGUCCUGCAAAUCAAAGCAGAUGUUCACAAAACGCUGGACAAUUUUGCUGCCAGCUUGGCCAAAGCCAUCGAGACUGAUGCCAAAAUUAGCCUCUUUGGGGAGAGUGGUUUGACUGGAGAUUUGUUCAGUGUUAUUAAAACAGUACCUGGAGGUGUGAGCAAAGGAAACAAAAUUACUGCAGAUCAGAGACUGAGGCUGGCGAGUAUCGAUGAAGGAAUUGUUAAUGAUGGCACGGAAGAAGAGAAUACCGCAGAGGAUUGAAGCAAACGUGCAAUGUAAAAGAGACAUUACAUUUUUCUCUAGCAUCUUACAUGGCUGAGGCUUAAAAAUAUCUACUAGUAUGCCUUGUUGUACAAUAAUUCAAAUAUUGAUGUAUAAAAUUAUAGGUGACUGAUUCAAGGUGUAGAAAGAUAUAAAAAUGGGAGAAGCCAAAAAGGUUGACAUCUCAGCCCAUGCUCUAGUUAUUGCUAAUAAUUUGGCUUGUAGUGACAUACAGAAUGAAAUGUUCGUUACUCCCAGAGGAUAUUUGCCGCGAUUGCUGCUUUGAGAAAAUAAAUCUAUUUCCUUCUGGUCAGUUGAUAGUGGUGUCAGCACCUGCUUUUUUGGGGGUGAACACAGGCAGCUAGUUAGCAGGUUUUUAAAUGAAAGUAAGUCGAGUAAUUGAAAACGGGCUGAUACCGCAGCUAGAAACUCAAUCUGUAUGUUCUAAACAAAAAUGAUAUCGAAAGUCGGGCAGUUUCUUUGCAGAACAUAGAUAGGUGACAUUUCAGGAUGGGACCCAUCUUCAGACUCGGACUGAAGAGACCUGAAAUGUCACCUAUCCAUGUUCUCUGGAGAUGCUGCCUGUCCCGCUAAGUUAUUCCAGCGCUUUGUGUACUUUUUUUGCUAACCAGCAUCUGCAGUUCUUUGUUGAUAGUUAAGUUUGGGGUGCUGGCAAGAAGCAAGGAACACAUCAAUCUGUGAUUCUUUAAAAUGGACAAGUACAGUUUCUCCAGAGUUUCAUCUUAAAGAGUUGAUUCCAGUUUAACAAACACAUGGGGCAAACAGGGUUGCUGUUUUAAAUGCCUGUAAUGAGAUGUUUAUAAAUUAGUUUAAUUGGGUUAAUUAUUGUCACAUGUACACGCUAUGAAAAGCUUUUGUUGCAGCUGCCGUCAAAGAUAGCAUGCAACAAAAGCCUUUCACUGUACCUCAGUCCAUGUGACAAUAAUAAACUAAACUAUUUUAUAAUCAUUACUGGCAAAAUAGAUGAAGUAGAGGCACUGCUUAAUUUUUCUUUAAAAAGAUUUGUGAGGUAUUGAUUUUUUAUAUAUGCCAAAAAGGUUUUGAGGCCUGUGGAAAUGUGCAAGAUCCACCAGGGUUAGAAGAUAAAACAACAGUACUCAUUACUGAGCAUAAUGGUUCUGCAUUCCAAUUAUAGCAAGUGUACGUACAGUUUAGCAGAUGCUCACUGCCAAUUGUUCACAUAUUUCUAAGCCAUGUGCCAGUCACAUUUUUAACAAAUGUUCUGGACGACAAAUGUCCUGAGUUGUGUAUGUCAAACAAAAAUGUACUGAAGAAUUUGUAAGUUAAAGCAAAUGGCAAAAUGUCAUUCCCAUGUUUUAUAUUAAAAUAAACCUGACCUGGUUAUAUUAACGUC
Messenger RNA from Leucoraja erinaceus (little skate), 3143 nucleotides. RefSeq names its product G protein-coupled receptor 161a (gene gpr161b). NCBI's taxonomy places the organism in Eukaryota, Metazoa, Chordata, Chondrichthyes, Rajiformes, Rajidae. Gene Ontology annotation, cellular component: membrane; recycling endosome. Gene Ontology annotation, molecular function: G protein-coupled receptor activity. The record is from RefSeq and is a predicted model, not a curated record. Gene Ontology annotation, biological process: G protein-coupled receptor signaling pathway. The transcript has 6 exons. Bases 116 to 1768 code for a protein of 550 amino acids.